Molecule: messenger RNA, 600 nt
Organism: Parastagonospora nodorum SN15
Lineage: Eukaryota; Fungi; Ascomycota; Dothideomycetes; Pleosporales; Phaeosphaeriaceae
Exons: 2
Coding region: 1-600 (199 amino acids)
Source: RefSeq, a predicted model, not a curated record
AUGACUCUCAUCAGAGACGUUGCAUAUGUGACAUGUACCUCAAUCACGAAUCACUUCAAUCUCACAAUACAACAUAAAGUCUCUCGCAUACUCGAGUUCAUUCGGAGUCAUGUCUUUGCACUUCUCAUUACCCGGUUCUCACGCAUUCCUCAUAACCGCACAGACGCUCGCACCGUUGCACACAACAGGAUGAUAUCCAACACGGCGCAUCAAAUGCCCCAUGCUCACCUCUUUGACUCAACAUUCUGGCAGGUUCUGCCCGCACACUACGACAAGAUCAACACCCACUGGAAGCUCAUCGCAAGCUUGUACUAUGAAGCGAGCGCUGCAAUCAUGGCAACAGAUCGUGCGGCAGGAGUCAACUCGCUCAAAGCCGAGUUGGAAAUGAUGGAACAAGAUAUCGCAAGCUACAGAGACGUUGUGAAGAGCGUGGUGCUCGAAGAUAUAGUGGGAAUAUAUGUGGUCGCUGGACGGCAGAGGUGGAGGGCGGAGGAGAUCGCGAAAGAGGGUUUGGGGGAUAUUGAAAAGGGCUUGACACAGCUGGAGAGGAAGGCCAAGGAGCUGAAGGCGGACAUUGUAUAUGGAUUUGAGGAGAAGUGA